Cajanus cajan (pigeon pea) is the source of this 1052-nucleotide messenger RNA. RefSeq lists its product as uncharacterized. The record is from RefSeq and is a predicted model, not a curated record. NCBI's taxonomy places the organism in Eukaryota, Viridiplantae, Streptophyta, Magnoliopsida, Fabales, Fabaceae.
CCAACCACCCAAUCUCAUAAAAACCUCUGCUACCAACCCUCUCUAGUAUCAUUUCCUUUCUUCAUCACUAUGGAUCAACUCAAAAACCAAAAUGUAGAAACCUUGACUCACAACAUAAAAGCUCAUAACUAUCUAGUGAAGCUUACACAAUUAUUCGUUUCAGUAUCCCUUUGUUCCUUCAUCUUCUCGCCUUCUUCCUUCCUUCUUUUCUUCCAUUACAUCAAAUUCUAUUUCUCAACAUUCCCUUUCCAACUCUACACCCACAACAUAGACAAAAACUGCAUGUUUCUCCUUUGCAAUGGUCUCCUUGUUUUUGUUGGCAUAACUAGAUCUCUCUCAGGGUCUAAUUGUGAUGAAAAGACUUCUACGUAUAUUAAAGAUGGUUCACAUUCACAGUCUCACUUCUCAGUUAUUGAAACCAACGAGCUAAUGUUAGAGAUAGUAGAAACCGAGGAGAAAAGUAGUGAGCAUGAUGAACAGAACAUUGCAGCAGAACAAGUAAUAGAAAUAGAAACCUGUGCUGAAGAAGUGCAAGAAGACAUUGAGAAGAUAAUUUUGGUAGAUGAAGGACAAGAGAAAGGAAGUAGCCUAGUUUUGAAAGAAGAGGAGGAGCUAGAUGAAGAAACUGAAUUAUUGGAUGUAGGUCAUGAAGAUGAAGAAGAAGAAGACAAAGGGUCAGAAUUUGAUUACUUUCUGAUUGAAGAGAGCAUGGAAGAGGAAGAAGAAAAUGUAGAAGAAGAAGAAGAAUGCUGUAUGUUGAGCACAGAGGAGUUGAACAGAAAAGUUGAAGAUUUCAUUAGAAAGAUGAAGGAAGAUCUAAGAAUUGAAGCUCAACGGCAAUUAGUCAUGGUUUGACUUAGUAGUAACCAUGAACUUUUUUUCUUUCUUAGGGAGGCCUAGUAUUUGUUAGGUCUUUCUUCUUUUCUGUUUUCUUGCUCCACUUUUCUCGAACUUUAGUUGUAUUUGUAUGUAAUAUGAAUCUCCUGAGAUUUUGCAAAACUAUUCCUCUGCUUUUCCCCUAUGUUGCAAGCACCAAAGAGCAAGCUCUGGAA